Molecule: messenger RNA, 1606 nt
Organism: Medicago truncatula (barrel medic)
Lineage: Eukaryota; Viridiplantae; Streptophyta; Magnoliopsida; Fabales; Fabaceae
Product: probable E3 ubiquitin-protein ligase LOG2
Exons: 3
Coding region: 292-1344 (350 amino acids)
Biological process (GO): protein ubiquitination
Molecular function (GO): ubiquitin protein ligase activity
Source: RefSeq, a predicted model, not a curated record
UCACAUCUCAUAUCAUAUCUCUCAUCAAUAUUGUGCUUCUUACUAAGUGGAGCUUUACGCAAUCCCAUUAUAUCUUCCAUCAUCUUCUUCAUCCAUCCAACAUUAAUCACAAGAAUCUUUCAUUUCUAUAUCUAUUAUUAUCCCAUUCUUAAUAUUCCAUUUAAUUCUAUAAACUCAUUCACCACAAUCUUCCUUUAACUCUCUCACACACCCUUUAAAUUACCCCCAACAAAACCUUUUUAUUAAGAAAAAACACACUCAGUGGCGUUCUCGUAAUAUUUUUCAGUUUUCAUGGGUAAUAUAGGAAGUAGCGGUUCUAACAAUCGUCGGAGACACGGUGGCGGUGGAAGUGGCCGGAGAGUUCAUCCACCGGUAAAUCCUCCGCCACCGGAGGCUGCUGGUAACCGAUUUGUUUACCCUGCUGCUGCUCCUCCGUAUCAUAAUUAUCCUAAUUACUAUCCUCCGCCGCCGGGAACUGUUCCGAUGCCGUUGCCGGCGCCUUAUGAUCACCAUCACCGACAGGCGAUGGACCCAAUAUCUUGGAGGUAUCAGCAACAGGUGCCGGCGCCAGCGCCGUAUGUGGAGCAUCAGAAGGCGGUUACUAUAAAGAAUGAUGUUAACAUCAAGAAGGAGACACUGAUGAUUGAACCUGAUGAGGAAAAUCCUGGGUCUUUUCUUGUUACGUUUACUUUUGAUGCUACUGUUUCUGGAAGCAUCACCGUACUUUUCUUUGCAAAAGAAGGCGACGGUUGCGUCCUUACCUCAACGAAGGAAAAUGUUCUUGCACCUGUUACUAUAAAUUUCCAACAAGGUCUUGGCCAGAAGUUUAGACAGCCAGCUGGAACUGGUAUCAAUUUUUCAAUGUUUGAGGAAUCCGAGUUAUUGAAAGUGGCCGAUAUGGACAUCUAUCCUGUAGCAGUUAAAGCAGACGCAUCUUCAAGCGACGUGGAGGGAUCAAAUGAAACACCGAUAUCUGGAAAUAAAACAAACACAAACAACUCUCAGAUAACUCAAGCAGUGUUUGAGAAGGAGAAAGGAGAAUUCCGGUUAAAGGUAGCUAAGCAGAUAUUGUGGGUGAAUGGAAUGAGGUAUGAGCUGCAGGAGAUAUAUGGUAUUGGAACUUCAGUUGAGAGUGAUUUGGAUGGGAAUGACCCUGGAAAAGAGUGUGUUAUCUGCUUGUCAGAACCUCGCAACACAACUGUCCUUCCCUGUCGCCACAUGUGCAUGUGUAGCGGAUGUGCGAAGGUUUUAAGGUUUCAGACAAAUAGAUGUCCAAUCUGCAGACAACCAGUUGAAAGGCUUUUGGAGAUCAAAGUUGGGCCUGAGCCUGAGCCUGAGCAGUGAAGAAGAUAGUGUUAUUGACAACAAGCUUCCUGUACAGUCCAAAUGUUAUAUAAUUAAUGCUUUUCACUUACCUAAUUUCAUGUUUUUUCUAAUAAUCCAAAAAAAAAAAUAUAGAAAUUGGAAUUUAUGCAUGACGUUUUGUUUAACAUGGAUUGGCUGUCAUUGCACCUGACUUUAUAAGCAAAAGCCUCCUCCAUGCUUGUUUGAUUUCACAUCUAAUUUCUAAAUGGCUUCAAUGUAAUUUAAUGUGUUUCUCACCUUC